AUGCUCCUUCGUGCAUAUCAAGGGUCUGGUUCUCCUAUAGCGUUGCGGACUCCAGAAGGCUACUACAUACACAUAUCAUCCACAGCGCACAUCAAUGAGCUUCUGGGCGCACCAGAAGGAACGUUCUCAUUGCAUGCUUUGUCAAAGCUGAUGCUGCAGCCACGACACACGAUGAAUGGCCUGGAACUCAGCGAUGACAUGGGCGAGAACGGACACAUACAUCUCCGCAUCAUCGGUGUUGUACAUCGCAACAAACUAGAUGCUUUAGAGCCAGCACUUCACCACGCUGUAUCGAGCGUUCUUUCAAAUGCAAUCAGUGACGAAUGGACAGAACUACCCAUUUUCGAAUUUUCGAAGAGAGUGAUCCUAGUUGGGAACUGCCUGGCCUUCUUUGGAGAUAAACUGGCAUCAGAUCCGGAUUUCGUCGAGGCAGCUUUGCAGUACCCCGAAGAUCUCUUCAAGACCGCGGAGGCGCUUCGCUUGCUGCCAGGUUUCGUCGCACCUUGGGUGGCCCCGGUGUUGAUGAGACACCACCAAGCAUCCAAACUUCUCACGCAGAAGCUGCUGGAUCUGAUUGAAGAGCGUAUUACCGAAAAGUCCACGCCGUCCAAAGCCUCGGAUAUCAUCCAGCUCUUCAUCGAUGGAACCAGGAGCCGGGAUGGAUGGACGCCGACAAAAAUAGUCCAGGUCAUUCUCGGUAUCUGGUUCGCUUCGAUCCACCAGCCGGCAAUGAGUCUCGCAUAUGCAUUAAACGACAUCUGCCGUGAGGGUCAGCACCUCGCCGCAUUACGACAUGAGCUCGGCUCGGUUUUGCCGACCAACACCAAUCCACCACUCGGAGGGAUUGAUAGCUUGCCGUUACUUGAUGCAUUCCUAAAAGAGUCGGCGAGGUUACAUCCAUCUGACUCCAUCUCUUGCCGCCGAAAGGUACUCAGGCCAUUCAAGUUCACGGAUGGCACCACCGUUGCGAGUGGUGAGGUGGUGUGCGUUCCCAUGAACGCGGUUCUCCGGGACCCUGCCAAUUAUUAUCGCAGCAGCGAAUUCGAUCCUGGUCGCUUCCUCGCACAGGGAUCCAAAUUUAGUGAUGCGACACCUGAGUUUCCCCUGUGGGGAUUGGGACGGCACGCCUGUGAGGAUGGAUUCAAGACCUUGUCAUGGCGUUCGAGUGUCAUCCCCCAUCCUAACGCGAAGAUGCUGUUUCGCAGAAGGAAAAUGGUAUGGCCUGAGGUUUUGCACCAGACCGUGGGCCGAAGUUCAGAAGAGAAGAUGAUCCAAUCUGGCGCCACGAGGUCGGAGCACGUCGAGAUGGCUGUGAAAGCUGAGACGUUCAUCCAUAAGCCCAGGUUACUGUACCGUGGUAUCGAUAAGAGCGCGUGUCCCCCCAUGCAACCUCAGCGCGUCUCAUUCACUCGACCCGAGAUCCCAGCCCAGACAUGUGAAGCCUGGCGCCACCACUCUGCGCGUCGCAAAACCAUGUACCACCUCUUCAAAUCGCUCUACCUCCAUGCCACCAGCAAAGAAGAAACUCUGACUAACCGACCAACCAACCCGCCAGAAUACUCCGUCCUCCUCCUCGGCCUCGACAAUGCCGGAAAAACCACCCUGCUCGAACAAAUAAAAGCCACCUACACGCCCUCUCACCCCAACCUAAAAACCGUGCCCACCGUCGGCCAAAACGUCGCCACCAUCGCCCUCCCACCCCCAAACCCACCCAUCUACCUCAAGAUAUGGGACGUCGGGGGCCAGCAUAGCCUGCGCGGGCUCUGGCAAAGCUACUACAGCAGCUGCCACGCCAUUGUCUUUGUCAUCGACAGCAGCGACGUCGGCAACGCGACGCUGGCCGAUCUGAGCGCCGUCGACGCCGCGCGCAACGAGGAUAUUGGCCGGCUGGACGAGUGUCGGUUGGUGCUGGAGAGUGUGCUGGCGAGUGAGGAGGCGAGUGGGGUGCCGAUUUUGAUUCUGGCGAAUAAGCAGGAUAGGGAGGAUUGUGUCGAAGUGGUGCGGAUCAAGGAGGGCUUUGUGAGGAGGGUGUUUGAGGGGGACAAGGGCGGCAAUGUGAGGGAUAGUAGGGUCUUGCCCUGUAGUGCGCUGACGGGCACGGGGGUCCAGGAGGCCGUGGAGUGGCUUUGCAGUAGAAUGGCGUUUAACAAGGAGGCGAGACCGCCGGUUAUGCGGUGA
Plenodomus lingam JN3 is the source of this 2178-nucleotide messenger RNA. RefSeq lists its product as uncharacterized. The record is from RefSeq and is a predicted model, not a curated record. Lineage: Eukaryota; Fungi; Ascomycota; Dothideomycetes; Pleosporales; Leptosphaeriaceae. Gene Ontology annotation, molecular function: iron ion binding; monooxygenase activity; oxidoreductase activity, acting on paired donors, with incorporation or reduction of molecular oxygen.